AUGACUACCAAACGACCGUACAAAAAGAGCACUUCGGGCUGUAGAACGUGCAAAAGGAGACGCGUUAAGUGCAACGAGAUCCGUCCACAAUGUGGGCAGUGCUCCAAGCAUGGCGUUGUGUGUGACUUCGCAGAUACCCCAACAUCUUCUUCUACCUCUUCUUCUACCUCUUCUUCUACCUCUUCUGCUACGUCUCCUUCUUCUACUCACACUCAAUCCUCACUGCUCGGGCCACUGUCUCAGCCCACAGCUAUCCACCCCCUUUAUGAUGACACUAUGUCUUCUCGGAUGAUGGAGCUUCGCCUCAUGCACCAUAGCACCGCUGUGGCGUGGUCAAUGUCGGGCUUGGGACAGGCCGCCAGGUGGAAAAUUUGGUCUGAAUACGUCCCCAUGCUCGCAUUCGAAGGUGGCCCGUCGAACCCUCUCCUUGAUCUAAUUCUCGCCAACUCGGCACUCCAUCUGCAAAUACUUAACCCAACGGAUCCAUCUUUCAAAUUAGUGUCAUCUCAAAAGUUUGCACAGGGUCUUGGGAAGAUGAAAGCCCUGCUCCCGCAAGUUAAUGAGGAGAACUCUCCAGCAGCUUUUGCUGCUAGCGCGCUGAUCUCACUACAUGUGUUGGUCUUUCGGCAAGAAAAGCUACCUGGGAGUCAGUUCCGACCGGCAAGUAAUUUCUUCCGGGCUGUGCACGGCACUAGAAGUAUCACGGUACAUUCUCGAAGCUGGAUUCAAAAUUCGAGGUUCAAGGCACUCCUUCUCGACGAACCCAAUCUUCUCGACGACCCUGUGACGUUUGCUGGCUGGGUCAUGGCCGAAGACUCUCCUUUCGCAGAACUCCUGUACGGACUAGAUGAUGAGCCAUUAGGGUGUAAGAAGGUCGCUACUUACAAAAUCACGGUCAGAUAUCUCAGUUGGGCUUUUACUUCUUAUCUUUCAGGCGAAGACCCGCACAUUUUCCGAAGAAAGGUCCUAGGAUUUCCCGUCGUUGCCCCGUCUUAUUUUGUAGACCUCCUAGAAGCUCACGAUCCACGAACAUUGGCUAUUACCGGACACUUCUUUGGCCUCAGCACGCUUUUGAACGACAUCUGGUGGUUUCAGGGCGUCGCUGACAGAGAGAUUCCUGGCAUGUUCAGUCUCAUGCCUCCGGAAUGGACAUGGGCCAUGUCGUGGCCACUUCAACAGAUCAACAAGACUCCGAAAACGAUACAGCAUCAAGCAAGCGGCCACUAUGUCAGUUUAGAACCACUAGUCGUCCCAAACAAACCAAAAACGUUGAUUGUGGGCUGCUUUUGA
Molecule: messenger RNA, 1290 nt
Organism: Mytilinidion resinicola
Lineage: Eukaryota; Fungi; Ascomycota; Dothideomycetes; Mytilinidiales; Mytilinidiaceae
Exons: 3
Coding region: 1-1290 (429 amino acids)
Biological process (GO): regulation of transcription by RNA polymerase II
Molecular function (GO): DNA-binding transcription factor activity, RNA polymerase II-specific; zinc ion binding
Source: RefSeq, a predicted model, not a curated record